CAUUUCAUCAGACCAGCAUCUCUGCAAAACUUGCAAAAAUGGCAUUUUUGGCUCUGGUUUUGGUAUUUUGUGCCUGUGUCUCUUUAAGUGAUUCUGCCUGCUCCUUGACACCUCUAAAUCCAGGGACAAGAUAUUGUGUCGAUGGCUAUGAUAACUCCAAGCAUCUAAUGGGAAGUACUUGGAUAAACAGACAAUGUGUCAGAUGUACCUGCUCCUCCCGGUCAAUGAGGUGCUGUGACAUGAUGGGCCGAGUGAUUAACCUGUCUCAAGGCUGCACUGUGAAGUAUGAUUACAACAAAUGCACAUUUGAAGUGUUUAAUCCAACAAACCCCACCAUUAAGUGUUCUUAUGGCGCUGUUGGAAAAUAAUUUCCAGUGAUCGAGUAAUGUGGAUUAAAAAAAUGUUU
Carassius carassius (crucian carp) is the source of this 406-nucleotide messenger RNA. Its product is annotated as small serum protein 2-like. Lineage: Eukaryota; Metazoa; Chordata; Actinopteri; Cypriniformes; Cyprinidae. The transcript is spliced from 4 exons. Bases 39 to 368 code for a protein of 109 amino acids. The record is from RefSeq and is a predicted model, not a curated record.